Messenger RNA from Panonychus citri (citrus red mite), 1263 nucleotides. RefSeq lists its product as uncharacterized. The record is from RefSeq and is a predicted model, not a curated record. Bases 1 to 1263 code for a protein of 420 amino acids. Gene Ontology annotation, cellular component: cytosol. Gene Ontology annotation, molecular function: ribonucleoside-diphosphate reductase activity, thioredoxin disulfide as acceptor. Lineage: Eukaryota; Metazoa; Arthropoda; Arachnida; Trombidiformes; Tetranychidae. Gene Ontology annotation, biological process: deoxyribonucleotide biosynthetic process. The transcript has 2 exons.
AUGACCACUCAAAGCAAAUAUUCGAAAGAAGCUGUCCUUUCUGAAUUGGAUCUUUUUACGAUACCACCUGUUCAGAAAUCUAUUGAGAGAAGCUAUGAAGUACAAUACAGACCAAUAUCAUCUCUCGACUCUACAAAAAUAAUAGAGUUUUCAAUUCCUACAUCUAAGGAUGAGUAUAUUCUUCUUCAUGAAACAUAUUUUUAUGUGAAAAUUCAACUUAAAAUCCGAAAAGCAGACGAUUCUGCGUUAACUAUUCAAGACUGGGAAACUGUAACACCAGUAAAUAAUUUACUUCAUUCUAUGAUAAAACAAGUUGAGCUUGAAAUUGGAGGGAAAGAGGUUACCAUGUCUAAUUCAACAUACGCUUACCGAGCCUAUAUUGAAAACAUGCUAGGCUUCUCCGCUGAUGCUAAAAACUCGCACUUGUCGAGUUGUUUGUGGAUGGAGAAUGCAAUAAGGAGACGAUCAUUUUUCACUCCGAGAAGUUUUGCAGAUGGUAGCAGUAAAGAAGUUGAUCUUUAUGGACGGCUACAUUUUGAUAUGACAUUUCAAGGCAAGGCUAUACUUGGAGGUAAAGAUAUUAAAGAUAGAGUAAGCGAUGUUGCAAUGGUGAUUAAAGAUGCAUGUCUAUACGUGCAUAAAAUGAAGGCUACACCUCAAUUAACAAACGCACACUCAAAAGCUCUGGCUAUUGCGCCUGCAUGUUACCCUAUUUCAAGGGUUGAUUUACGACAAGCCUCUAUCCAUGCAAACUCUCUUGAUGCGGUUCUAGAUAAUAUUAUAACUGGACAACUCCCUCGAAGAUUAUUCUUAUUAAUGGUUAAAAAUACAGCAUUUAAUGGUUCUAAGUCUCAAGAUCCAUUCCACUUUGACCAUUUUAAUGUUUCACAUGCAGCUUGUUACGUUGAUGGUGUUCAAUUCCCGACAAAUGCGUAUCAACCCGACUUCAAAAAUCAAUUAUGUGUACGAGAGUACUCUGGCCUAUUUCAAGCAAUGAAUAUGAACUCAACUGAUACAACAGUAAAUAUUACUAGGGAAGAUUUCAUGGGAGGAAAAACAAUUUUCGCCUUUAACUUUGCACCAGACCUGUCACAUGGACCUGGUAUGACUGGACAUAUUAACCCUAUUAAAAGAGGCUCGUUGAGAGUUCAAUUGAGAUUUUCUGAACCAUUAAGAGAAACAAUAACUGUACUUCUUUAUUGCGAGUUUGACAAUAUUAUUGAAAUAGAUUUAGAACGUAAUGCUGUAACUGAUUUCAAAUAA